GUGGCGUACCGACAGGCGGGGCCAGGCCGUAGUCACGUAUCUCAGGUUCCCCGGUUGCGGUACCGGUGUGUGUUAGUCUGUGCGUCUUCCCGGGUGCCGCUGUCCCUCUGGCAUCAUGCCGAUGUUCGUCGUGAACACCAACGUUCCCCGCGCCUCGGUGCCGGACGGGUUCCUCUCCGAGCUCACCCAGCAGCUGGCGCAGGCCACGGGCAAGCCGCCCCAGUACAUCGCGGUGCACGUGGUCCCGGACCAGCUCAUGGCCUUUGGCGGCUCCACUGAGCCGUGCGCUCUCUGCAGCCUGCACAGCAUCGGCAAGAUUGGCGGCACGCAGAACCGCUCCUACAGCAAGCUGCUGUGCGGCCUGCUGGCGGAGCGCCUGCGCAUCAGUCCGGACAGGGUCUACAUCAACUUCUUUGACAUGAACGCGGCCAACGUGGGCUGGAACAACGCCACUUUCGCCUGAGGCCAGCACCGCUUCUCCUGCACUGGGCAGGACCCAGGUCCUGCGGUCCCCAGCGUUCGGUGCUUGGCCCCUCAGCCCCCAUUCCCGGUCGGGAGAAAUAAACGGUUUAGAGACCACA
Molecule: messenger RNA, 581 nt
Organism: Otolemur garnettii (small-eared galago)
Lineage: Eukaryota; Metazoa; Chordata; Mammalia; Primates; Galagidae
Gene: MIF
Product: macrophage migration inhibitory factor
Exons: 3
Coding region: 116-463 (115 amino acids)
Molecular function (GO): phenylpyruvate tautomerase activity; cytokine activity
Source: RefSeq, a predicted model, not a curated record